AGACCACUCAAAGGGCGAGUCACUGCAGGCUUUAACAAAUCCCGGUCUCAACGUCUGCUAGAUCUGGCGGUAGAUCCACCAAAUAUGUAAACAGACGGCAUGCCGCUAGCAUCGGGGAGCAGAAGUAUGCGGAGAUAUUACCAACGGGAGUGUCUCAACGUAUGGAUAAUAUAAUAUAAUGCACCUAUGAAAUAACUUAUGGAAGACAACAAAGAUAGAUGACUUCAGAUGUUACAGUUUAUAUCGAUAUGGCAUAUCUACAUUAUCCUGGCCCUAACGUUGUUGUAGGCCCUAGUAUUCAUUCAUCUACCUCAACUAUUGAAAGAAGAAAGUAUCUAGAAGUUUACAUACUGGCAAAUGGAAAAACAACUUCGACUUUCUAAAGUUAAUAAUCAAAAUGAGGCUUGUGUUCAAGUCCGAGGAUUAAGGAGGCGUUCAGUAUUUCAUGAGGCUUCCAAAAUUAACUUAUGCAAUUAAAUCAUGGACUCUAAAUCUCAAAGAGACCACCAAGCCGAGGCACGGAAGCACAACGCAUUGAAAGCCUACUGGGAAAAAUGUGCAGGCAGUCAACGGGAAGAAAAGAAAGAACUCACGUUUCAACACCAAAAGACCAUCAACAGACAAACGAACUCAAAGUGGACCAGCGAUUCAAAGCCCGCACAAAACGUUUCCAGCAGCAAAGAAAGCAAGACGGUUGUAAGUUUUGCAAUCGGAAAUGUUGACGGAAGCAGAGUUCCGUCCCUUCACUUUCAGAACAAUCCAAAACCAACGGAAAGAAAAUUACAGGGGGAUAAAGACGAUCUACUCAGACGCAACUGUGUGUCAGCGCUUGAGAACCGAAACACUUUUAGACGGAGCGACGACUUCCAACGUAGACAUCAGGAUGGUAUUAUUAAUCUAAGAAAAUCUGGAGAAUUGGAUUUUACGGAGAAGAUAAAAGCUUUCAGGGCAUUAAUUGGAGCCAAGCCGAAGUCUGCUAACAGUCAACAUAGAGUAGAUGGUGCUGCUAAAGAAUUAGGUAACCACGUCUUGUUUAUAGCCCAAUCACGUGACACGAUCAACAUAAGUAAUGAAGAGGCGGAACUUGUGCAUAAACCAGAAUACAAUGCCAAAGACAAUCGUACUAAGAUAAACAUAACUGGCAGAGUGGCUAGAGAGUUGAAAGACUUAAGUUAUGUGUCAAAUAAAUCUGGUAUUCCUGAAGACGAUCUCAGUCAUCUCAAUGACCCAGACUUUGAUCACGUGACUUUUCAGGCUGACAUUCGCGCGCUAAAUUUUUCCCUUCACGAAGCAGAAGAUCAUGCGUAUCCCAUGAAGCAACCGAAUUCAUCAGUGGUCAAUCAGACGUCGGCUUUAGAAAGAAUGAGCGCAUUAGCUAACAACUAUGGUUCAGGUAAUAGACCUCCAGAGGGUGCUGUAAGAGAUCACAUGAACAAAGAAACGCAGACAUCGGAUAAGGUUGAACAAGUAUUAGAGCAGGAUUGGAAUCACGUAAAAACAAACCACGGCCGCACAAGAGUUAUCAAACGCAGUCGUCUCCGUGUCCCAAUGGACAAUAAACCUUUUUCAGAAGAUCCUAAACUUUUUGAAUCAAGGGAGCUAACCGGCGAGGCGCACGAUGAGAACAAAUUUUCAGAUGUGACGAAUACUCGUCAAGAACAUCCUAAUAUUAAAUCUAUAGUUAGCUAUGCUACAAAGUCUGCUCCAGGGAGAGAUAGAUCUGUACCAGCAUUAAAUGGUACGUUAAGAUCAAUGUCUACUGUACCUGAAACGACUAACAACCGCCUUCAACCCCUAGAGUUAGUUGAGAGAUCAAAGUCCGUAACGCCUUUGUCAGUAAAAGCAACACCUGUCAGCUACUCUGACAACAAUGGCCACAUUGACACACCUUUCAUGACACAAUUAAAAUCUCAGAUUAGUGUUCUGAGCGCCAGCUUGGAAUGUCUUUCAAGCAUUGUCAGCAACGUGCCCGACUCUGGUAGAAACACAGCUAGAUCUGGUUCAGCUGGUCCAGGAUCUCUGAGUGAAAGGUCUUCAUUAAUCUCCGAGUCUCCCAGUAAUUUUGUGGGUAAAGCUAGCAGACAUGCUCAUAAAGUUGUCAAUCGUAAGACCAGUGAAAGUGACAGCAACAGCAGCAUAUCAGACUCGCAAUCUAGAUACAGUGGCAGUAGUUCACUUAGACAGACUAAUGUCCGGGGCUUGGAGAGCGUUGAAAAUCUCAGAAUUUCUGACGGCAAUAAAGGGAAGCGUUUUAAUGAAGAUAUUGUACAUGAAACUGAGGCAACGAAAGAGGCAGCCAAAGCGCAUGCGUUGCCAUUCAAAAGUGAUGACUUAAGAAAACAAGAGCUGAGGAAAAUGGUGAAAUACAUUUACAAAAGAAGCAACUCUUGGAAUAAUAAACACAAUCCUAAUAGGAUUCAUGAUGAUGACACCGAAAUGACCAGAGAGUCAAACGCAGGCGUUGCUUAUUUGCACUCUGGGAAAUUAGGCGAAGAAUGUCCACAAACUGGUAAAACAAUCUCUACGCCGAAAGGGGAAGAAUUCACUAGAACUAUCUCCAGAAAAUCUCCCUUGCAAACAAAAUCUGCCACUGGGAAAAUUAAUGAAAAAUACAAUUACAAGGCUAAUACCCAUGCCCCAUUAAACAAUGUCAGAGAAAGUGUUAAGGAGUAUACAACGAAAGAAGAGAUUCGCAUUAAUGUUCAGAGCGAAAGAACAGGAAGUGAACCAAAGAUAAUAAAACGAAACAGCCAACCAACGAAGGGAGGACAACCCACAAGAAGUCAGAGUGAGGUUUUCUUUAAAAACUCUUUGAAAGAAGCGAUAAGACAUUCCCCAUUGCCUUCAAAGUCUAACGCCCUGCAACUACUAACAAAAGCCAGACCAAGAAGUGCUUUAGACGGAUUAAAAUCAGCUCCUAAAACAAUAGAAGUGCAAAAGAAUGUGUCAAUGUCUCGCAAAGACAAUAAGGCCAAGUAUCAAAAAUUCAAGGAAGCUCACAUACCAUUAAAAGAAAAGUUGCAGCAACUUCGUUCUGAGAUUGACAAACGGCUUUCCAGCAAGGAAAACUUGGCGCACUUUGUUCAAACUUACAAACUAAAAGAGUUGAUCGGAGAUGAAAUGGGCACUAAUUCAGAAGAACAUAGUCUUGAGGAUUCCAGUAGUUUUGAUUCAAAGAUCAGUGAGUCUACUGAGAAAAGGGACAGCGAUGGAAGUUUUAGCGAAGCUGUCAGUACCGUCACACAUUACUCAAGUAAUGACGACAUUAAAAACAAAGCCAAGGCCAAACAUCCAUUUACAGCUGAAGAGUUCCUCACUAGCACUCCGGUAAAAGCGUCAUCCACAAAACAGGACGAUGGAAAUAUUUACAACCAAGCAGGUAGAAAUCUUAUGUUCUCACACGCUCAUGGCACUUUCAAAAAACCAUCUAACAUUGUGACGUCAGAGGCAAUGAAAGAAAGACAACUCUUUCAAAAGUCGUCUGCUCCCGAGUCCCGCUUACCUUAUGACAGCAACAAAGACAGCACUCGUGCCUCCAAUGAUGAUUUCAAUUUACUUUUGACCAAACAAGAGAAAACUUUAAAUCUUGAUGACGAAAACGUGGUUAUUGAACCAGUGACGCUUCAUAGGUCAGGCUCUGUGGGCUCAAAGGCGCUGUCCGUCAAUGGGCGAAAAGAUAUUAUGAACAGAAUUCUUACCAAAAUGGCUACUCGCCAGGAGUCCGUGUCCUCUUCCAGUUCAAACACCAGAAGUCUUCAGUGGCCGACAGUUCCGUCUUCAGGCAGGGAAAGUCCAGCAGAGAGGCUACUCAAUCACCUAGAUAAUCCAAGGCAGAUUAAACUUCUGCAGAUGCUUUAUCAAGCUGACCCAAUCACCAGACAGAUCAUUAUGAUAAAGGUUGAAUAUUUCACAGCGUGGCAUGAUUUUACUAUUGCAUCUCGGGAACGCAGGCUAAAAAAGAAUAAACUAAUGAAACUAUCGUACAACUUUUAUGUUGUUAAUCUAUUAUCUAGUCACUUUAACUAUUGGAAAGAGAGAGCGAUGUUCUGUAUUAAAACGAGGAAAGCUGAUGCGGUAUUUCGCCGUCAUAUGCUGGCCAAAGGAUUCAAAGCACUGCAGUGGUCAGUGAGCCAGUCAAUGCAUUUACUACAGAAACUUCAAACCAAAUAUCAUUCCGGAUUGUUGCAAGAAACAUUCACCAAAUGGAAAACCAAAGCAAUGAUGCAAAGAAGGGAAAGAAUACAAAAUUCUUUUGAAAGAUGGAAGCAGUUCGUACAAGAAACACUAAAAGUGAGGUAUAUGCAGGGAGUGAGUGAAAGAAAUAAGCUAAUAGAAGUCUUGAGAUGCUGGAAGAAAUUAUUUAUAAAACACCAAAAGAUAAACAAAGCUAGCAGAUAUUUUAGGGUAAAAGUACUGAAGCAUACAAUGAAGUGUUGGAAGGAGUUUGUCUACAAAUAUAAAGUGAAGAAAGAGAAGCACCAGCUUGCUGUCAAACAGCAUGAGUCAACUUUACAGGACAGAAUGUUUCACAUUAUGAUAUCUACCUAUAGAACUAUACAGAAGACAAAAGCCCAUUUCAGGUAUCACUUCAUGAAAAAUGUGUUUCACUCAUGGCAAGGAGUGACUCAAAUCUUUAAAUCUGAAAGAAGUGUUGACAUGGCAACUAGCGUUGAGCACUGGAGAGCCCAAAGAUUACACCAUUCAUUCUUUCAUUGGUAUGAACAGCUAAGGAUAAAAAGAGCUGAGAAAAUGGCGAAUUACAGUCUGAGCAAGAAAUUCUUCAAACUUUGGCUGAAAACCUGGCAGGACAACAUUGCCUACAGAUGUCACAUUGACCAGAUCAUGUCACACAAAAAGUUGCACAGGUCACUGCUGACAUGGAGGCAGAACGUGGUAACACUAAAGAAGCGGCAGAAACUGGCUGUGGAGCUGAUAGAGAACUGUCACAUGAGGCAGACAUUUAACUCUUGGAGGUGUCUGACUUCUGCUAAAAGAAAUCUUAGGAAAAAAGUAACUAUGCAUCAGAAAGCAUAUGAAUAUAAAACCAUUAAGUCUAGUUUCACCAAAUGGUGGAAUCUUUACACGAGUCGAAAAGAAGCUGAAAAUGCCAAAAGAAUUUUCUCUGAAGCUUGUGCCAGGAAGAUGUUGUCUCACUGGAGGUCACUGUGCUAUAAAAGAUCAUUAAAAAGAAUGCUGAACUGCACACAACCGCAAAGAGAUAAAAGACUUAUGAGAGUUUAUUUCAGUUCCUGGCUCAACUCAUUGGAUAAAGUGUGCCAAGCCAAUGUCAGAGGAGAGGAUUAUCUAACAUUGCUGGGAUCCAAGAGGUUAAAGAAUAUCUUUAUGUAUUGGCUGCAAGAAACACGGAAAUUACUGAAGAUAAAACCCCUUGUGCUGCACCAGAGGAGUACAUUCAUGAUAGAAGUGUUUACCUCCUGGAGAAGUCUAGUGCAACAUAAAUCUGAAUGCAAGAGAAAUGUCAUUGUCUUUCAGCAUAGAGUCUUACUGAAUUAUUUCAACUCUUGGAAGCGUCAGUAUAAAGUUUGUCAGAUUGCCAAAGAAAUUGAGCAAAGGCUGUCUCAGGGACUUCUCCUUGUGGUCCUUGAUGGCUGGAAGUAUUUCAGCAUCAGGAAAAAAAAGAGUAAGCUGUUCCAAGAGAGGCUUAUCAUGAAGCAUAUUUUCUACCUUUGGAAGAACAAAGCCACCACUUUAUACACAUACAGAACUAAGCUGCAAGAAGAAUUGGAGUCAAACCUAUCAUUAAAGAGACAAAGCUUCAACUUGUGGAAAGAAAAUGUUCUGCACCAGAAGUCUUGGAUGCAGCAGUCAUUGUUACACUUUAUGGAGAGGCAAAGCAAUGUUUGCCUAGUGCACUACUUUCUGUUGUGGCGUAAGCACUUGCAUUCUUCCCUCAUUGCCAAAGCUUAUAACAAAACCUUCAAUGUGAGACUCCUGGCUACAUACUUCUCAGCCUGGCAACAGCUGACUGGAAGCUCUAUGACUGAGGCUGUUGUUACUUUUUCUGAAAGAAUUGGUCUCAUUGACAACAGGAAAUCCUCUACACUUGUUCCAGCCUUCAAUGAUCUUGAGUUGACAGAAAGUGAAAUUAAUUUCAUGUCACUGACCAGUAUAACAUCUGAUUUUUCUGAUUCAUUCAGUGAAAGUAUCUACAGUGAGAAUGGAAGUGAGAUGGACAGGAGAAAGUUACUGACUGUUGCCAUUGAGGCAGCUAAAGAAGAUCGUCUUGCCAAGUGUUUCAAAUUGAAGGAAACAGUAACAAAAGCCCUAACCAGACUAAUGCACUGGCCACUGUGUGUUGCUUUUGAACAAUGGAAAGAAUUUUCAGUCAGGAGAUCUCAGCUCAAAGCUGCUUUGACACUCUUGAAAUCCGUCCAUGUAAGAACAAUAACUGUGAUGGCAUUCAACUGCUGGAAGAAAAGUUUUGAUCAGGCUGUUAAGGCUAAUAGUUUGUGGAAACUACGUGUUCAAGAAAAAUAUUUUAGAUCACUGCGGGUGUACAAAAACUAUAGGAAAUACAUUAAGCAUCUUUCCAAGAGGGCUUAUCAUCAUAAAAUGUUGAAGUCAUUUCAGAAGUAUUUUCCUGUAUGGCAAAAGAAAGCUCAGGAAAAGCAACAGAAAAAUUAUAUUCUCCAUCUCUGGACCUCUGCUACUCCUAGAGAAAUGGAACUGUAUCACUUGGAAAACAUGCUGUCCAAAAAAAUCAACAAAGGAACAUUGUUUCUCUGUUUCACUCACUGGUUCACCAAGUACAAAGCUAUCACCAAAAUCAGAUGUGUCUAUCAUACGAAUCUUUCAUUAUGGGUGUUUGUAGCCUGGAAAAAUUGGGCUCAUGAGAGACAUAAGUUGAUGGUCAGGUCGCAGACAUUGUUGCAACAUCGACAGACCAAAUUGGCAUUUCGAAAAUGGUGUCAGAGGCUAGAGCAGAACAAAAAAUCUGAGCUUAUGCAUCAACAGGCUUGGAACAACUAUCUUAUCCUGAUUCUUCAACGCUGGCAGUGGUGGGCCAAAAAUAAUCACAAACUUCAAACUUUACAUGAUGGCUUUAGAAGAAAACUAUUGAGCCAAAAACUGACGGCAUAUUUUGACAUUUGGAAAUCAGUAACUUCUAAAGUGAAAAGUUUUCGCAAUAAUUCAAAACAGAAAAUUCUUUACAGAAUGUUCAGAGAAUGGCGUUGUGUGGUGAAGAACAUUCAGAGUGAACAGAGACUUAUACUUCAGUUUCAGAUUCACUCCUACACUUUAUUGGUGAAAAGAUUGUUUCAUCAAUGGCAUGAUUUGUUUCUAUUGAGAAAAAAAUGCUUGGAAGAGAGAACACUUCAAAUUGAGCAAAAUGCUUUGAGUAUUGCUUUGGUUUGGAGAAGGAAAUCCCAGAAAACUAGAGGCUUCAAGCUGAAAUAUUUAUUGGAAAGAAGAAAAUUAUUUCAUUACUUCCACCAUUGGAAGAGAUCCUUCACUCACAUACAGAUGCUGUACUGCCAACUGGAGGAUUGGUUCCUUCAUAAGCAUGUUAGACUAACAAAAGUUUAUCUUAGGAUCUGGAGGGUUCAAACUUUGGCUCACAGAGCCAGAAAGCUCCAGACUUCUCGUCUCAUGUUGACUCUAUUAAUGGAAUGGAAAGCUUGGACCAAAGUAAGUCGAGAAAGACGUAUCAGAGGCUUGGCAUUAAAGAAAGCUUUGCAGGAAAGAAGUCUUCACAUAUACUUUCAGUACUGGGUAGUAAUGACCCGAGUCAAGCAGUCAGUGCAGCAAAAUGUGGAGACAAAGCUGCAGAUCAGGAUUUUCAAAGCCUGGCGUAUCUACACCAGGAGGACAUGUCGCUUAAGGGAACUAGAAGAUUUAAUGUUACACAGAGUAAACACCCGCUUACUACACAAUGCUUUUGUAACUUUCCGGUGGCGGGCAGAGUAUUGCACUAGCCUGAAUGAGAUGGCAGAUAAAGUGGUCCAUGACAGGGAAAUGGCCACAAUGCGGGCAGUGCUUGUCUUGUGGAAGGAACGGAUCAACAACAUACAAGCUAAAAGAUGCUAUCGACUUCUUUUAACUGUAAGAGUUGUCAAAAGAUGGCACAAAUUUGUCACCAGCAGACGUUUGGAACAUCAGAGAGAUGAAGAUAAUUGGAGCAAGGCUGUCAGAUUCUACAACAAAAAACUUUGCAAGUCUGUGUUGACUGCAUUGAAACAGGAAGUCUCUGUGCACAAGUUGGUUGAGAAAAGAAGGCAGAGGAUGUGUGAGAGAUGUGCCAUGAAGUGGAAGUCAAGAGUAGAUCUCACCAUCACUGCUGUGGAAAUGGAGCGUGAGUUUAAUCUGAGAAGAUUCUGGAGUAAAUGGAGAACUGAAUACAUUAGAUGUAGCUCCGUCAACAACUUGUGUAACCAAUAUGACAAGCAUACACUAAGACAGAUUUUCAAAGCCUGGCAGAAACUUUGUCAGAAACAACCAAUGAUGCUGCUGCAAACGACUACAAUACCUCUGUCAUCUGUCAGCCCUACAGAGCCAAGAAAUUCUUUACUCCCUGUUCCAGUGUCACAGAGCAAGGCAAUGCAAGGACACAAGACCUCACACAAGAGUUGAUCAUUCAUCACACAUGUCUCACAUAGCAAUGUAAGGGCACAAUACUUCACAUCAGCAUUGAUCAUAUUAAAUUUGUACCAUAUUUGAAGCCAUCAAAAUGUGAGUUUUUCACAGAGCCUCUAAGAAAACAUUUCUACCUCUGGGCUCAAUAUAGAUUGCAUAAUUUUUUAAAUUUAAAUAAAAAACAUUUUGAAGUCAAGAAAAUAAGAAUAUAAAGAGGCAUUAAUAAAUCAAACACAAAGCCAUUACAUACAAAUAAAAAAUAUAACUUAUUACAUACUCACUAGUAUUAGAGCAUAUCUCUUAUUCCUUUUGCUAUGCUAUGAUAGUACAGUAUGUAUCUCUAGUAGACAAAGAAAUCCUCAAUGAUAUGAUAAGAAUGUAAUUUUUUUAUAAAGAAACUUACGAGAAUUAAAGCAUGUAGAUCUUUCUGGCGAUUGUACAUAUCAUGCAUUAUGCCUCCCUUAUUACAUGAAACAGAAACUGAAAAAAGGUUGAUGAUAUUUGACUACAUUAAAUUGUGACCUAUGGCAUUCUUUGUUUUGUAAUGUUGACACAAGAUAUAUGUGUGUUCUUUGUGUAGAAUAGGAAUUAAAAUGCUUGUUCAAAAUUGUUGUCUAUUUUACAAGAAAACAAUUUUAUCGCCCAAAAGAGGAAAUUAUAUCAUUAUCUAUAUUUCAUGAAGAUUGUAUGCUUUUUUAAAUUACUUAAAAACACUAAGAAUACAAAGUUUUAUGUAGAUUUAUUUUUAAACACUGGAUACUUAUGAUUAAAAUGAUGCUAUUUUUUUUAUUUUUACAAGUAUUUGGGAAAAAUAUUUGUUUCAAUCAAAGAAAUAUAUGAUAUUAAGAUUUACUCUAAAUGAAAAAAAAAACAUUUAUCUUACUGCAUGUGUGCUGCUUAUGAUCCAUCAGUGCCUUUGAGCAAAAAUAUUAAUAUAGCCUUUUGCAUUGUGUGACUAGGGGGGUCAGUCCUGAUCUAUGUUCACAUCCUUUUCAGCCUCUUUCCUGCUUCUGGUGUGUUUACCAUCUACCAUCAAUUGCCCUCUCUCAUUGUCCUUUACUUUCAAUAUUCUACAAAUUCUGGUGUGAAUAUAUAUGAAGGCAAAUGUUUUUUUGUUGUUUAAAUUAUUUAUUUUUAUCUAAGAAAUUAAUAAACUGUCUCAUUUUAAACAAAUGCUUAUAACAGUUGAAGUAUUAACCUAGAAAUGUAAAGUUAUCAAAAUACUUUGUUCUGUACUUUUGGUCUGGACUUAUGUAUUGUUCUAGAAGUACUUAUUAAAAGACAUUUGCCUAUCAGUUUAUUUAUAGAACAUAUUGUUUAGGAUUAUAUAAGUAAUUUAAAAAAAACUAAAUGUGUAUACUACUAAUAGAUUAUAAGUUCUUUAUAACAUUUCUAUUAUUAGAAAUGUAACCUUUUUAUAAAUGAUAGAUUUAGAAUUUGGUGAAAACUAUUUCCUUUGUAUGAUAUGAAUCUAAGCUUUUAAUUGGCAUUCCUGUACAAACUAAACAAUAAGAAGAGCUGUACAAUACAUUAUUUAUUUUUAUUAAAACUUUGUUUAAGAAAUUAUUUUGAACUUCAGAUAUUCUGUAGUUUAAAGCCUACAAUCUGUGAUACAUUAUACCUGUGAUAGAUAUACAAGUAUGCUUGUAAGACAGAAAUGUUUGUUUAUAAAGUUGUGAGUCAGAAGUGUAUCAGGGAAUGUGUGUGUUUAAAGCUGUAAGAAAGGAAUGUGUGUUUCUACUAGUAGAACUUAUUGUAACUUAUGACUAUUUCUUUACAUGUGAAAGUUAUGUUUUUAAAAGAACUGAGACUUUAGUCCAAUUUAUUUGAAUUGGAAUGUUGAAUUCACUUUUUUUUAUACUUAGUUUCAUUAAAGUAUUAUUUCAUUA
This is a messenger RNA of Biomphalaria glabrata, 10484 nucleotides long. RefSeq lists its product as uncharacterized. Gene Ontology annotation, molecular function: phosphatase binding. The record is from RefSeq and is a predicted model, not a curated record. The transcript is spliced from 36 exons. Lineage: Eukaryota; Metazoa; Mollusca; Gastropoda; Planorbidae. Bases 481 to 8592 code for a protein of 2703 amino acids.